AGCAUCUGGUAUUGUAAUAUACAAUCUCAAGCUGGUCUAUAUAUAACGAGGCAUGUAAUGGGCUAGAUGUACAACAUCAGUUUCCACAAGGAAUAUUGCCAAGCUUAUCUGAAAAUACACACAGACCAAUAUGGCAGCCGAUGUUGUAUGGGUUGCACCUUGGGGUGGUACUGGAGGCAAUCCGUGGCAUUUCAUAAUACCUGAUGAUGCUAGGCUUUUCGAGAUCAUUGUAACAAGUGGUGAUGUUAUAGAUUCCAUCUACUUCACUUACAUGGAUCAGUCUGGGACCCAUUCUUCUCCAAAAUAUGGUGGCUCGGGUGGCAUACCUCAAUGGGUUUCCUUCAGUGACGAGGAGGUCCUCAUCGGGAUUAGCGGAAAUUUCAAAGAAUAUGAAAAUUACACCGUGAUUACGUCAUUCUCUGUCCAGACCAACAUUUGCACUUAUGGGCCAUUCGGCUUAGGUGGGGGGUCUAAUUUCUCGAUUCAGCUUGCAUCAGGCACGUUUGCCGGAUUUUAUGGAAAGUGUGGGAUUUACUUAGACGCUUUGGGUGUCAUUCUUAAGCCAUAACAUGACAUAUGGUCGCAUGCAUGCACACAUGAAAAAAAAUACAUGCAAGUUGUUUUUGAUAUGCAUUGAUGCAAAUGUUAAAUGUUUGUAUCGUUUAAUUUGUCUUCUAUGUCGUAGUUGCAUGUAUUUGUAUUUUAAGAUCAUAUGUCGCUAGUUUCUUCGAUGUGAGACAGAAAAAUAAGGUCGCGUAAGAAGUUACAAUUACAAUAAGCAUGAACGAUGGGUACCCUUGUUGUGCAUUUGGUUUUUUCAUGUACCGCUUGAAGAAGCAUCUAUAUGAAUAUUUCAUAUUUUCUUCUUUGCUAA
Lactuca sativa (garden lettuce) is the source of this 874-nucleotide messenger RNA. RefSeq names its product protein GOS9. NCBI's taxonomy places the organism in Eukaryota, Viridiplantae, Streptophyta, Magnoliopsida, Asterales, Asteraceae. The record is from RefSeq and is a predicted model, not a curated record. Gene Ontology annotation, molecular function: carbohydrate binding.